This is a messenger RNA of Trametes versicolor FP-101664 SS1, 1659 nucleotides long. RefSeq names its product serine carboxypeptidase. NCBI's taxonomy places the organism in Eukaryota, Fungi, Basidiomycota, Agaricomycetes, Polyporales, Polyporaceae. Gene Ontology annotation, molecular function: serine-type carboxypeptidase activity. Bases 1 to 1521 code for a protein of 506 amino acids. The transcript is spliced from 12 exons. Gene Ontology annotation, biological process: proteolysis. Gene Ontology annotation, cellular component: fungal-type vacuole. The record is from RefSeq and is a predicted model, not a curated record.
AUGGGCUUCGCAUUUAGGUCCCUCCUGCUGCUCGCCGCUGCAUGUGCCAUCGGCGUGCGUGCUUCCCAGUACCCUCUCUUCCCAAACCAAGGCCGUGUCGAGCCGGCACGCUCAGGGAAAUCAUACGAUCCCUAUGAACCCUACGAUGCGGGCCUCUUCACCCCAGUCUCUGAUCUGCGCUCAAUCUCCGCCUCGGAUUAUACCACUCUCACGCAUCCCCAAUUUCCGAAGCACAGCGUGCGGAUCAAGGAGUCUCAGUUCUGCGACGGUACAGUGCAGUCUUACACCGGGUACAUCGACGUGGAGGCUCGACACCUCUUCUUCUACUUUUUUGAGAGUCGUCGGGAUCCCGACGCCGACGAUGUCGUUUUCUGGACCAACGGCGGUCCUGGCGGUUCCUCAGCUUUCGGUCUCUUCAUGGAGCUCGGUCCUUGCAGAGUGACGAGCCCGAACACUACGGAGCGCUUUGAGUACGCCUGGAACGAAAAUGCCAACGUGUUCUUCGUCGACCAGCCCGUCGGUGUCGGUUUUUCAUAUGCGGAUUACGGGGAGCAAGUAAGUACGACUGCCGACGCAGCCGUCGACAUUGCUUCUUUCGUCGCUAUUUUCUUCGAGCACUUUCCGAAGUUCAAGGGACGCCCGUUCCAUAUGGCGGGCGAGUCAUACGGCGGCCGCUACAUUCCGGUGUUUGCGUCAACUGUGUACGACCAAAACGCACGGCUGAUCGACGCAGGCCUGACGCCUGUCAAUCUCUCCUCUAUCAUGAUAGGAAAUGGGUGCACCGAUAUGAUGAGCAUGGCACAGUCAUACUACGACGUGCAGUGCGAAGGGCACGGUUUUCCUUUCGUGACGAGCAUUUCGGAAUGCGUUCGGCUUAAACAGUUGUACCCACGCUGCGCACAACGUCUGCAGGUAUCAUGCAAGGACACUUUGGACGACAUUGACUGCCGCUCGGCAUUCGAAUUCUGCGAAGAUUCGUUCACCGGACUUUUUGAGAAGGUGAACGCUUAUGAUGCAGCGAGGCCUUGUGCCGAUACUCCGGGAGACAUCAUCGCCUGCUACCCCGAGCUGAAAUAUGUGCAAGAAUAUCUCAACAACGCGCAUAUACAGUCGCUCCUCGGCGUUGACCCAGCUGCCGUGAACUACAGCUGGGUCAAUAUGGAACUCAACGGCCGCUUCGAUCGGCACUCCGACUACUGGUCCUUCCAGGCAGAGCACCACGUCGCGGCCCUCCUAGAGCGCGGCGUACGUGCCCUAAUAUAUGUGGGCGCCACGGACUGGAUAUGCAAUUGGGUCGGCAAUGAGCGCAUGACGCUUGGGCUGGAAUGGACCGGGCAAGAGUCGUAUCGAAACGAGCACCUGCGCGAGUGGCUGGUGGACGGCGAGGUCGCGGGCAAGGUGCGAGCUGGCGGCGGGCUCACGUUUGCUACCAUCGACGGUGCUGGGCAUAUGACUCCAUAUGACAAGCCGGUCCAGUCGCUCGAGCUGGCAAACCGCUGGUUGGCGGGACAAGAGCUAUGAUAGCGGUGACAGCAGUAUUUGUGAACACAUCUUUGCAUCCAGAUACAGUUCAUCUUCAUAUUCGCAGCUGUAUCAUCUUUUAUUCUGCAUUGUUUAUUGUCUGUGAAUAUGUGCAGAGGAGUGGACGGUGUGUUACCG